Messenger RNA from Talaromyces rugulosus, 729 nucleotides. RefSeq lists its product as uncharacterized. Gene Ontology annotation, biological process: proteasomal protein catabolic process. NCBI's taxonomy places the organism in Eukaryota, Fungi, Ascomycota, Eurotiomycetes, Eurotiales, Trichocomaceae. The record is from RefSeq and is a predicted model, not a curated record. The transcript has 5 exons. Gene Ontology annotation, cellular component: nucleus; proteasome core complex; proteasome core complex, beta-subunit complex. Gene Ontology annotation, molecular function: peptidase activity. The coding region runs from base 1 to 729 and encodes 242 amino acids.
AUGUUUGUCCUGUUUGCUCGGGCCGGGCUGGGCGACGUAGCUAGGCGUCAAGCUCAAUGCGCGUUCCGCCUGAGCUGCCAUCCAGAGACCAUCACACCUGCCUUCACCUCGAUUCACCUGGAGGUUUUACUCGGAAUUACUGGAAAGGACUUUGUCCUCAUCGCGGCUUCCAAAGCUGCCGUGAGAGGACCAACCAUCCUCAAGGCGACAGAUGACAAGACCCGCCAAUUAAACAAUCACACUCUGAUGGCAUACUCUGGCGAGCCGGGUGAUGGAGUGCAAUUCGCCGAAUAUAUCCAGGCCAACGUACAGCUAUACUCGAUGCGCAACGACACAGAGCUCAGCCCUCCCGCCGUGGGUAGCUAUGUCCGAGGGGAGCUUGCCCGCAGUCUACGAUCUCGAACACCGUAUACCGUCAACCUCUUGCUUGGUGGUGUUGACGCUAUCACCGAAACCCCCAGCCUGUACUGGGUAGACUAUCUAGCCUCUCUGGCCCAAGUCCCAUACGCCGCUCACGGUUAUGCCCAGUAUUAUUGCUUGUCAAUACUCGAUAAACAUCAUCACCCGGAUAUCCAGCUGGAGCAAGGAUUGAAGCUCCUCCAACUCUGCACGGAUGAGUUGAAGCGCAGACUGCCGAUAGACUUCAAAGGAGUCCUCGUCAAAGUCGUGACAAAGGAUGGCAUUCGAGAACUUGAGUGGGACAACAAUAGGGUGGUUACGAGUGCAUGA